This is a messenger RNA of Helianthus annuus (common sunflower), 817 nucleotides long. Its product is annotated as histidine--tRNA ligase, cytoplasmic-like. Bases 327 to 752 code for a protein of 141 amino acids. The record is from RefSeq and is a predicted model, not a curated record. The transcript is spliced from 3 exons. Gene Ontology annotation, biological process: mitochondrial translation. NCBI's taxonomy places the organism in Eukaryota, Viridiplantae, Streptophyta, Magnoliopsida, Asterales, Asteraceae. Gene Ontology annotation, cellular component: mitochondrion.
UUGUAGAGAAGGGGUUAGAUGCCGAAACCGUGGAGAAAAUUGGUUCAUACGUGACACAAAGGGACCACCCUUUGAAAUUAUUAGCAAAACUUAAAGAAGACGGAAGUGAAUUUCUGAAAAACGAUUCAUCAAAGCAAGCGUUGAAUGAGUUAGAGCAGUUAUUCCAAGCGUUGGACAAUGCAAGAUGCGUUGACAAAGUCGUUUUCGAUUUGAGUUUGGCAAGAGGCCUUGAUUAUUACACUGGUGUCAUAUAGGAAGCCGUUUUCAAAGGGACUACAGAGGUUGGUUCAAUUGAUGCGGGUGGACGUUAUGACAAGCUUAUAGGCAUGUUUACUAAAAAAGACGUUGCUGCAAUCGGUGUCAGUCUGGGAAUAGAACGUGUAUUCGCAAUAAUGGAAGAAAACCAAAAAGAAGGGAAUCAGGUUGUUCGAGCCAGUGAGACACAAGUGUUAGUGAGCAUCUUAGGGGAUGGCUUGUCGUUAGCAGCUAAACUGGUGAGCAUGUGUUGGGAUGCAAAACUGAAGGCGGAGUUCCUGGUGAAUAAAAGGUUGAACAAGCACUUUGACCGUGCGAAAGAAUUCGGAAUCCCUUGGAUGGUGAUUGUAGGUGAACAAGAAAUCAAAAAAGGAACCGUCAAGUUGAAAAACAAGGAUGCCAAUGUUGAGAAAGAGUGCGCUACAAGCAAUUUUGUUGACGAGCUCAUCGGACUUAUGAACAACCAGGUAUUUAGCUCAAUAAGGAUAAUGAAGUAACUGUUUUCAAUUGGUUUUUGCAUAUAUCUGAUGAUAGAGUGGUCAACUUCUUUCAUUUGAACCAU